This is a messenger RNA of Helianthus annuus (common sunflower), 1408 nucleotides long. RefSeq names its product glutamate receptor 2.8. The record is from RefSeq and is a predicted model, not a curated record. The transcript has 4 exons. Gene Ontology annotation, molecular function: ligand-gated monoatomic ion channel activity; signaling receptor activity. Gene Ontology annotation, cellular component: plasma membrane. Bases 1 to 1359 code for a protein of 452 amino acids. NCBI's taxonomy places the organism in Eukaryota, Viridiplantae, Streptophyta, Magnoliopsida, Asterales, Asteraceae.
AUGUCAAUACGCAGCGUAUUGAUCCCUACUCACCGUAUUACUUUAUUCACGUGCCCUGGACAACAUCGUAUCAGGUCAAAUCAGUCUGCCAAUACGCAGCGUAUUGAUCAAUACGCACCCUAUGGAUACGAUGCGGUGGCCGGAGACAUUACAAUACUUGCACACCGUUCGGAUAGAGUGGCUUUCACAUUGCCAUACACAGAGGCCGGUGUUUCGUUGGUUGUUCCAAUCAAAGAUGAAAGAAAGAGUGCAUGGAUCUUCUUGAAACCCUUAGAGAAAGAGCUUUGGAUAACAACUGGUGCAUUUUUCAUAUACACUGGAAUCGUGGUAUGGGUUAUUGAGCAUCGCGUAAACGAAGAGUUCCGAGGUGCUCCUCAUAAACAAGUGGGAAUGCUCUUGUGGUUUUCCUUCUCCACACUUGUCUAUGCACACAGGGAGAAGUUGAUCAGCAACUUAUCGAGAUUUGUGGUGAUCGUGUGGGUGUUUGUGGUGCUGGUGCUGACCUCGAGCUACACCGCGAGCUUGACAUCAAUGUUAACGGUACAAAAGCUUCGGCCUACAUACACUGACAUCAAUGAGAUCAAGAGAAAUGGAGAAUCAAUAGGAUACCAAGAUGGUUCUUUUGUCAGGGAUAUGUUGAUACGUAUGGGUUUUAAUGACACUCAGUUGAAAGGCUAUAGCACAUUUGAGCAGUACCACGAUGCCCUCGAAUUAGGAAGUCAAAACGGAGGUGUUUCUGCGAUUAUGGAAGAGCUUCCUUAUAUUAGGGUUUUUGUGGCUAAAUACUGUAACAUGUAUACCAUGAGAGGUCCCAUCCACAAAACUGCAGGUUUUGGUUUUGCAUUUCCAGUAGGGUCCCCUCUUGUCCAUGAUGUUUCUAAGGCAAUCUUACAAGUGACUGAGAAGCAAAUGAUGAACAUAACCAACCACUGGUUUAAAGAAGAUGCCAACUGUGAUCAGCAGCUGAAGGGGCCUCAAAUGAAAACUGAGGGGUUCGGGCUCAAUAGCUUUAAGGGAGUUUUCCUCAUUGCCGGGUUAUCAUCCACCUCGGCUCUCCUGAUUUUCGUCUUAAGGUUUUUGUAUCAAAAUAGAGAAAUGUUGGUGUCACAAGAUCAUUCAGUCAGCCAAAAGCUUUUGGUUAUGGUAGAAACAUUUGAUGUCUUGAGGGAUAAUAAAUCUAAAACAACAAUUCCAAAAGGAGCGGUUCAUGUGGAAUCUCACAACAAUAAUAGUCCAGCAAUUAGUGUGUUCCAUCAAGAAGCAGAAGUUUUCUCUCAGGAUGAAGAGUUUUCUAGUACUCAACCAGGGAGUCCGUUAGUUCUUGACACAAUACAAGUUGUACAAACUACAACUAAUUAAACAUGUUCAAUUGUUCAUAAUGCUAAUUAAUCUUACACACACUCUUUAA